AUGGCAACAAAAAAGAAGACAGAACCCAAAAUCCAGCCCCAGCCAACACAGAUCAAAAUCAAAACGGUCUGUGUCUCUAUCGAGCAGGUAUUCCAUGGCCUUCAUCGACCCACCAGCUCCUUGAAUCGCAUCGACCCUGACUCCUCAGCGCCCGUUCUCGGCCAUCAAUUACAGUCGCGAUUCGGGAGCCCGCGAUCUCUAGCCUGGCCAGCACCCCCUCAAGCAGUGGUGGCGUGGUGGGUUGCGGAGGUUUGGGUUGACACCCGUGGUGGCCACGGUGGUUUCGGCUCGCGGCGAAGGGAAAUGAGAGUGGUGGUUGGGUGA
Sphenostylis stenocarpa is the source of this 324-nucleotide messenger RNA. Lineage: Eukaryota; Viridiplantae; Streptophyta; Magnoliopsida; Fabales; Fabaceae. The record is from the annotation of a GenBank genome assembly.